UACGGCAGCGCAAGCGAGGGUGGGCUGAGGCGCUGGCAGUACGGCAGCUGCGGGGGCAGCCUCUUUCUGGCCCUGCUUGGGACGUCUGAGCACCUCGGGCCAGCCGAGACGGGCAGCCGUGAAGUUCAUGGUGAAAAUGGCAGAGGAAGCCCUAGCGCCCCAGUAGCCGGUGCCCACUGGCCAGGUAGAGUGCCCAUCCCGAGCCCCGUGUGGGACAGCCACACAAAGACUGAAAUGACAAUCCCUGACCUCUAGGAAUUUGCCCUCCACUAAGGGGAAACCAGAACCUUGAUUAGGCAGCUGAAACCAACUCUACAUUGGACAUGGGAAGAUGCCCCUGCAUGUGAAAUGGCCUUUCCCCUCCGUACCUCCUCUGUCUUGGACUCUGGCCAGCAGUGUGGUCAUGGGUCUUGUGGGUACCUACAGCUGCUUCUGGACCAAGUACAUGAACCGCCUUAACGUGUACAACAAGGAGGUGCUGUACGAACUGAUCGAGAAUCGAGAUCCUGGCACACCACUAAUCACUGUCUCCAAUCACCAGUCCUGCAUGGAUGACCCACACCUCUGGGGGAUCCUGAAACUCCGCCACAUCUGGAACCUGAGGCUGAUGAGGUGGACCCCAGCAGCUGCAGAUAUCUGUUUCACCAAGGAGCUGCAUUCUCAUUUCUUCAGCUUGGGAAAGUGUGUCCCUGUAUGCCGAGGGGAUGGCGUCUACCAGAAAGGGAUGGACUUUAUCCUGGAGAAACUCAACAAUGGGGACUGGGUCCACAUCUUCCCUGAAGGAAAAGUGAACAUGAGCCAGGAAUUUCUUCGUUUUAAGUGGGGAAUAGGGCGCCUGAUUGCUGAGUGUCACCUCAACCCCAUCAUCCUUCCACUCUGGCACAUUGGAAUGAGUGAUGUGCUUCCCAACGCUCCACCCUAUUUCCCCAGAUUUGGACAGAAAAUCACCGUGCUCAUUGGGAAGCCAUUCAGCGCCCUGCCUGUUCUUGAACGUCUCCGAGCUGAGAAUAAGUCAGCAGUGGAGAUGCGCAAAGCCCUGACAGACUUUAUCCAGGAUGAGUUUCAGAGCCUGAAGGCACAGGCAGAAUUACUCCACAACCACUUCCAACCUCUGAGGUAGCCUGGGGGCUCCCAUGGCCCUGAGCUGAUUACUGAGGAAGCUCCUGCCCUGCUAAAGGCUCUCCCACUCCAUGCCAUCCUGCCAGGAUGGCCUGCUGCUUGUCUUCCUUCGAUGCUCUUCUGGAGAAGGUUCCAUGUUCCUGCCUCAAGAUCUGAGAGCACCCCCUAGUUCUCCCCAGUCCCACUCUCCUGGUGGCAGCUCAGGGCAUCUGGCACCUUGGAUAAAGAGUUGAACUGUGUGCAUGGGGAGCCAGGAAUGGGCUGCUUCCCUUCCAGACACCAGUAUCUCACCCUGGCCAGUGCAUGGGGGAGUGUAUAUUGGGGGUGGGAGAGGAAAGUCAACUAGCAAGUGUCGGUAAAGGGUUUGGUUUUAUGCUUUUUAGACCAUAGGUUUCACUCUGGAUCAUCCUUUUCUGGGCUCCCCAGUGGGAGUUCCCUUCCUUCUGUUUUUCUAGAUAGAGCAGCAGUCCCUCUUACCGUAUGCCAAAACUUUUUCUGUGGUCUCUGGUGCAAAUCAAUGAAAUGGUGGCCUGGAAGGAAUGGGACAGUUAUGAGGCUCACUGUGAUGGGGGUGUGGGGGGGGGGGGCGUUCACGCAGGGAGCAGAGAGAGUGUCACGGUCAGGAUGUCCCUGGGCUCAGAAAUGUCUGCUUUGCUUUUGGCUCUAUUGGGCAGCAUUUAGCUGCCCAUGAGGAUAUAUUAUGGUUGCCUCCGUAUUCCCUUGAGAAGCCUGCUCAAAGCUCCCAUUUUAACUGGAACACUCUUAUGUGCUAAUGGAACCUUCUUUGGAGUUCCUGUAGUCUGGAUGAGAUGAGGCUGGGAAAAUUGUUACCUUUCCACUUUUUAUCUGAGAGUCUGCUUUGCAUUUUGCUCUGCUGGCAAAUAGUGAAGACUGGGGAGUACUGGGAUAGGUAAUCAAGAGGUCACAGGACCUAAGAAAGACUUAGAGGUUAGAUUUGUGAGGAUCCUUAACAGUCAUAAUGAUUGUCUACUGGGAUUGUGAUCUGUGUUGGUGGGAAUACCUUUGCGCAUACAUAAAAUCAUGGAAUAAUCUUGAAAUAUUAAAGUAUAUAUUCUCACAUAUAAGGGAGAGGCAGACUGGUUCUAGUUACUCCCAGAAAACUUUCACUCUUCCCUCUUUCCCCUGUGGCCAAGGUUUGGUCGAGGCAAAGCAAGCUAAGGGCAGGGAGACUGUCUCAGGGCCUCAGUCCCACUGGCGUCUAGGGAGAGCAGGAGCCAAACUUGCAUAUAAUGGGGACUGGGAGCAGAGUCACAUUCCUUUUCAUCUCAAGGAGUUGUUGUCUGGUCCAGAGGAGGAAACAUUACUCCUCUACCUGCCCACCCCAAGGCUGUGAUAGCCUAUCUCUCUCUCCCCACUGUCUUCUCUUUUAUGCUUGUGUGAUUUUUUAAUAGAUUUUUAACAAUAAAGUCUAUGUCUGUGCCAUGAUUCUACCUAC
This is a messenger RNA of Vombatus ursinus (common wombat), 2575 nucleotides long. It is a transcript of the gene TAFAZZIN, whose product is annotated as tafazzin. The record is from RefSeq and is a predicted model, not a curated record. Lineage: Eukaryota; Metazoa; Chordata; Mammalia; Diprotodontia; Vombatidae. Gene Ontology annotation, cellular component: mitochondrial membrane. Bases 332 to 1120 code for a protein of 262 amino acids. Gene Ontology annotation, biological process: cardiolipin acyl-chain remodeling; inner mitochondrial membrane organization. Gene Ontology annotation, molecular function: 1-acylglycerophosphocholine O-acyltransferase activity. The transcript is spliced from 12 exons.